This is a messenger RNA of Haliotis rufescens (red abalone), 8086 nucleotides long. Its product is annotated as neuralized-like protein 4. Lineage: Eukaryota; Metazoa; Mollusca; Gastropoda; Lepetellida; Haliotidae. The record is from RefSeq and is a predicted model, not a curated record. The coding region runs from base 1 to 4431 and encodes 1476 amino acids. The transcript is spliced from 27 exons. Gene Ontology annotation, molecular function: ubiquitin protein ligase activity.
AUGGCGGCGAUGGCAGUGUUCCACAGCAGAACAGGGACACUUGUCACACUGAGCAAUGGCAAUCGUACCGCCCAGAGAAACCAUCCCACUCAGGAAUUUAACAACGGAGUUGUACUAAGCGCAGAUGCGUUGCGGGAUAACCAGAUUUUUGAAGUCAAAAUUGAUAAAAAGGUUAAUUCUUGGAGUGGUUCUAUUGAAAUUGGAGUGACGACAUGUGACCCCAACAACCUCAGCUUCCCCAUCAGUGCCACUGGAUUUCGUGAAGGCACAUGGGUCAUGUCAGGAAGCUCCAUCCUCAAGGAUGGACACUCAAUGAUCGAGGAAUAUGGGCGGGACUUGGACCAACUAUCCGAGGGAGAUCGUGUCGGGGUCAUGAGAUCGUCCCAGGGUGUUUUACACUUCUAUGUGAAUGGAAUGGACCAAGGUCCCGCUGCUACUGGUAUUCCUUCUCGAGUGUAUGCCGUUGUUGAUAUGUAUGGGAAAUGUGCACAGGUGUCAAUAGUGGACUCAAAUAGCAGGGAUGCAGCCUGUGCUGUGAAUGCCGCCAGAAUAACCAAUGACAUUGCCAAUGAGCUUGCAAACGAGUUCCUCGCGGAGUUAUCCAAUCAGAUUGCCAAUGACCUGGCUGCCAGUCGGGAUUUCGGGGCUGGAGUGGAUGAUGAACGGCAUCAUUCUAAUGACCGGCUUACAUUUCAUGAACGCUGUGGAACGCUUGUCAAGCUGAGCAACAGCCGCCGUACAGCUGAACGCCGACGACCUAUGGAUGAGUUCAAUAAUGGAGUUGUCAUGACCAACCGGCCUUUGAGAGAUGAGGAGGUGUUUGAGAUUCGGCUAGACCGCCUCGUGGACAAGUGGUCGGGGUCUAUAGAGGUGGGCAUCACGACACACAACCCCAACAACCUGGAGUUCCCUGCCACCAUGACCAACAUGAGGUCAGGCAGCACUGCUGGUGAGGCCCGUCGCAAUACUGCACCUGGGACAAUAAUGAUGAGUGGGUGUGGCAUUCUGACCAAUGGCAAGGGAACAAGGAGGGAGUACGGCCAGUACAACCUGGAUGAACUCACGGAAGGAGAUAUUAUUGGUCUGGUCAGGAAGAAUUGUGGCGCCCUUCAUUAUUUCAUCAACGGCGUGGAUCAGGGCAUCGCCGCGCCAAGCACACCCAGACCGGCAUGGGGCGUGGUGGACCUGUACGGAAUGGCUGUGAAAGUGACAAUGCUGGACCGAGCGGACCCAGCGUACCCCAACAACCCCCCGGUCCCAGAGCGGCGGGCAAACAGCAUCUUCCGUCAGUACCCCGAUAUGUAUGAUGAAGAACCAUUGGAAGAGGAGGAUGGGGAGAAGCUGCUGUUCAACCCACACUGUGGAGCUCACGCUGCCGUCAUCAACAGCCACCGAACUGCCCACAGGCCAAAUGCUCUUGAUGACUUCAACAAUGGUGUUGUGCUUACAAAUCGAUGUUUGCGUGCUAAUGAAGUUUUCGAAGUUCGACUCGAGAGAAUGGUUGACAAGUGGGCGGGGUCUAUUGAGAUCGGGGUGACGUUACACUCCCCUGAGGAGCUGGACUAUCCCUCCACGAUGACCAACAUUCGCUCCGGCACCUGGAUGAUGACAGGGAAUGGCGUCAUGCACAACGGAACCACCAUUAUUGAUGAAUAUGGUCAAAACUUGGAUCGCUUAAAGGUAGAUGUGGGAGACAGAGUGGGCGUGGUACGCAAACCAGACGGGACUCUGCACUUCUUCGUCAAUGGUGUUGACCAGGGUCCAGCUGCAUCCAGUGUUCCCGAGAUGGUGUACGGGGUCAUUGACCUGUAUGGCCAGGCAGCACAGGCUACAAUAGUUGACCAGUCAGAAGUGCUGAGUUCUCCUGACCUGGAGUCCAGUGUCUUCACCGAUGUUGACGAUGUGCGGUUCCACCACCUGCACGGUCACAAUGCCACCGUCCUCAACAACGGCAAGACUGCCGCCAGACCAAACGCUACGGGAGAGUUCAAUGAUGCAAUCGUGAUGAGCAGUCGUCCGUUGAGAGACAACGAACUGUUCGAGGUGGUCAUUGAGAGGAUGGUUGACCGGUGGUCAGGGUCGAUCGAAGCAGGUGUCAAUGGGUGCACACCUACCUGGCCAGAUCAUGUCACGUCCCUGAAACAACACGGGGUGAAACUUGGUGUGACUCUCAUUAAGCCCGAGGACUUGGACUUCCCCAACACCAUGACCGACAUCGAGUACGACACGUGGAUGCUCAGUGGGUCCGCGAUCAUGCAGGAUGGUUCGACAAUCAGAAACGGGUACCCACUUGAUCUGGAUGCCAUCGUGGUGGGGUCACGCAUCGGGAUGAUGAGAUGCUCUGAUGGCAGCCUACACUUCUUCCUGAAUGGAGAGGACCAGGGCGUGGCAUGUCAGGACAUAGCCCCAGGUGUGUAUGCCGUGGUGGACCUGUACGGGCAGUGUGCCCAGGUGAGCAUCACCAGCGGCUCAGGUGUGUUGCCCACCGACAACCAUAUCGUCAUCGCGGACAUAGAACAGAGUCUCUCAUCUGCUCUUAAUUCAGAAAUAACGCACAGAUUUAGUAACUGCUGUGGAAAGAAUAUUGUGAUAAAGAACAAUGGCUGCACUGCGAACCGAGUGAGGAACUUCAACCACGGGGUGGUGUUCAGCUCCGAGCCACUUAAGUAUGAUGAGCUGUUUGAGAUGAAGGUAGAGGAGGUGUCCAACCAGUGGUCUGGCUCGAUACACAUCGGCCUGACAACCAUGGCCAUCUCGGACUCCACCCCGCUCUCACAGAUCCCGGCCAGUGCCGAGGACAUCACCUCCAAGGUCACAUGGAUUGUGUCGGGGUCGGAGGUCAAGAAGUCGGGCAAAACUAUCAAAGAAAACUAUGCCCCUUCCCUGGAGAGAUUAGAGGUGGGAAACAGAAUCGGUAUCCGCAGGUGUUCUGAUGGCACUCUUCAUAUCUACCUGAAUGGGGAGGACCUUGGAAUAGCUGCUUCCAACAUUCCAAAGAAUGUGUUCGCUGUGAUAGACCUGUAUGGAUCGGUGGAGUCAGUCAGUAUUAUCAGCAGUGCAAUAGCUGAAACCCCAAGCACCCCCAAGUCUCCUCCCGUCAUCCUGGACCAGGUAGAUUCCCAGGCUGAUCGAGACCAGGACCACGACACCAUGGCAGCAAGUAUCACCAGUUUCCAAGGCAACCAUGGGAAGAAUAUUCUGCUGAGCAACAACAACCUGACAGCUCGGCGGGUGGCCAGCUACAACCAGGGCAUCGUGGUGUCCCACAAACCCCUCACACGCAAGAAGCUCUUUCAGGUUCGGAUCGACAAGCUGAACCCCCGCUGGAGCGCCUCCAUGAUGCUGGGCGUCCUUGGCUUCUCCUGCGACCGCUACAACUUCCCCGUCUCAGCCAUCAGUAUUAAAAAGUCAUCACUAGUCAUACAUGGAGACUCUGUCUUCUCCUGUGGGUGCAAGGUGCGAGACCUGUUGUCCUGCAACUUGGACAGCGUCCAGGUGGGGCAGUAUGUGGGGCUACUGGUGGAUGACGAGAACUGCCUCCACCUCUACAUCAACGGGGUCGACCAGGGAGUAGCAGUCAAAGACGUUCCCACGCCUUGUUUCGGAAUGGUCGACUUGUACGGCCAGUGUGAACAGGUGACGAUAGUCAGCGAGGAAGGGAACAUGCCGCCCCUCAACGUGGGCGACGACCGAGAGAAGGCAGACAUUGAUGAUGUGGUGAAGGAGAAGCAGGGAGGCAGGAUGGUGUGUGACCUGUCGGUCAUGAGGAACUGUGAAUAUCAGAAUCUUUGCUCAAGACUACGCACAUCACUGGGCUUGCCAGAUGGGUAUUUCGACAUGCAGUACAACAUGUGUUACUGUGAGACCUGUCAUAAGAUGAGGGGAGACGACUUCUACGUGCGGAGGGGGGACCCCCCAAGUGAUUACGCUGUACCCUUCGGCUGGUGCAGAUUUGUGCUCAGAGCUCCCUGUAAAGCGCACUCACUGAAUGUGUUUGAGAAGUGGCACGCGGCCUACCAUGGGACCAGGGUGGAGGUGGUGAGACGGAUACUGGACUACGGUGACCUCUUACUGCCAGGUGACCCAGUCGGGGGGAAGAGCAUCCUCAUUCCACAGCCACAGGUGUUCACAGAGAAAGCCAAGCCAGACAGCUUUGGGGGGCAGCAGAUCUUCUUCUCCCCCACAAUACGCUACGCAGGAGCCUCCGAGUUCGCCCCAAAACACAGAUUUACAGACCUGAAAACAAAGAAGCUGUACCAGGCUCGAGUCGCAUUCCAGGUGUGGGUGAAGCCAGGGUCUUACAAGGUCGGCCCACAGACCAUUGAGGCGAGUGACCCCAUCGAUCCCAAGUUUAACAACAGUGAGCUGGAGUGGUCCACGAAGGAGCGGGGCUCCACCAUGUUGUAUGCCUUGCUGUUGAGGGUGGAAUGAACAAGGCGGUGUGUGUGUGUGUGAGAGAGACCUUGAAUCAACUAUGGACGUGUGUCCAUCCAUAUGGCUGUGAUCCAACUAGGAGACUUGGUUUACCUUACAUCUACUUAUCUGAACGUGUAUACUGUUGAGGUGGAUUGUCGGGCAGACAGCUGGAACACCUGCUUGAUAUUCUACUGAAGCCCAUACCUCACAUCCUCUGGGUCAUGUUUCGAACAAAGUGGCAAUCUGUGUGGCCAACAGAGUAGAGCCAGGGGAUAAUGAUGUACUUCAGUCAAUCCUCAGACUUAUUCCUGAAGAUCCUGAGGUCUUGAUGCCAAUUGUACUCCAGAGAAAUAUUAGUGAAUCCAUUCUUGGAGGAUGUAUGAAGGAUAUUCAGAGGACAUUUAAGACAUACAGGAGGUCCGGAGGAAAUAGCCCAGGGCUUGGAUUCCAAACAUUGCCAACAUUGUAAGGGGGAUCUUUCAGGUAGUGAUUUCACGGUCACGUUACGGAGGCAAAGCACGACAAGGCAAGCUUAGCACAAAGAUGAUCGUAACUCCCAUACAUUUAACAUAGACUUGGAAGUCGGAGCGCUAAGAUCGCUUUGUAGAACGGAGCCCUGGUACAUCGGCCUGCCUGACUGACCCCCACAAGCUGAGAGCAUCAAUGAAUCAGGAGGUUGGGGUUCUUGUAGUCAGAACCAAAGAACAGCGUAACUCAGGACCUUACAAAAACCUGCGACCAUUCUGAUAUAGCCCUGAGAUACCCCUGCAAACACCACCACACAAAGUGUCCUGGGCAAGGAUCAGUAUCAGUCAGAGAAGCUGUGUUCUGCAACUGAUCUAGAGAUGGCUGGAACUUGGUGUUACCAUGGUUACUUACCCAUCGUGAAACAAAGCCUUUGUUCUCUACAUCAAGGAUACAAUGUCUCAAGCCUGUUUUUGACCUCCUGUCUCGUCUGUACAUUGACCAAUGCUGAUACGAUUACUGCAGCUGAUCUUCCAUCUUCAAUAUUGACCGGAAUUUCUCCAUCAUUUCAACCAAAACUCAAGCAAAUCAAAUAUUGGUGUUGUGUUCCUGGUAUGGCUAGAUGUACUUCACAGGCUUAAUGUUGUAGUGUCACAGUGUGAGAAAUGUACAGCCUCCAUGAAAGGCCCUGCUUCGUCAGCGAGAGGACAACUACCAGCAUCUCAGACUCGUCAAUCUUGUGAUACUCUGUUCUGAGGAACGCCAUGUUGAUCAUUUCUGAACACUUUUAAAGCAAAGACCAUUUUGUUUUCAGUAUGUUCUUGAAGACUUUAAAUUGUAUGAAUGUAAAAGAAACAUGUUCUACUCCAGUGUUUUUUGUUCAAAUGCUGGAAUUCAACUUGUUGGAUGCUGAUACAAUGUGGCUCCUUUAAAAGCAUGCCUGUUGCAUAUAUAUAUAUAUAUUGUCUGUGAAUUUUCUGUGGUGCAUAGCCACCGGUGAAGUUGCAUUGUUGAUAUAUGCGAGAUGUGUUUAUUUAUUUUGUGUGACUGUCUGUGGAAUGAAAGGUUGCUGAACUCACGGAACUGUUGUCAAUGAAACAUGUAGAAUUGUCAAAGACUAUGGAACCAAAUAGUAUACUUGUGAACGUGAAAAUGGGGCAUCUUGGAGGACGAGACUUGAUGUGAUUCACAGAAGAUGUUUUCCAUGGACUGUUACAAGCUGGAACUGUUUUCCACAGUCUGUAUUUGCUGUAAUCUUCAUAGUUCUCUUUACCUCAAGUCAAGAGCCCCAGAGAUAGUCUCAACUGGUUCACUGAAUCUUGCAAAAAUAAUGUGUAUCUGUUUUCUGAAGAUCAUGGGAGCCACAAAUGUCUGUGCAGAGUUGCUUCCCUUUGUCUUUGAAAGAUCCAUUCUCACUGUGUUCAUAUCCCACUUUCCCUCGAUUCUGAACAUUAGUUUGCCAGCACCGUACAGUGUUCAAGGGUUAAAGCUAUGUGUCUAGGACCUGUGACACUUUAUGGUUUUCUCCGAACUUGCAGACACGCCAUCAUGACAAUAAGAUCUUAGUUGUUGCUACCAUGAAGCAAAGAUCUGAGAACAUCCCAUUACAGGUCACGACAGAAUGACCUUUCAUCCGACCAACCAGAGCAUAUCUGACCAGAAACUGACAGUGGAAAUGUGUUUUUUAAUCAUGCAACCUCGAAAAAGAGCUACAGGCUUUAUGACUGAAUCAAUACAAUUUAGGACAGCUCUUAGUCAUUCCAGAAUGGCCUUUUGUUCUUUUUUCAAAUUUUUAUCAAGAACUUGUCAAAAUAUGUUUCACAGCAUAGUUGCCAAUUUAAAACUAGUGCCUUAAGGUACUAGUUAAAUAACUACCUUCUGAUUGGCCAAUGUUGACUUCUUUUCAGUCAUUCCAUUGGUUGGUCAAAGUUCGCCGAAGUUCAGUCUGAUGUGACCGUAAUGGGAUGUCCUCAGAUCUUUGUUUAGAGGUAACGAGAACUGAGAUUUGAAUGAUAUUGGCCAUCAUAAGGUCCUGUUGAACAUAGCGGCUGUGAACCAAAUCCCCCUUUCUUGGAACAUGUUCUACCAGCUGUCCAGUGCAACUGUGUGAUGUCAAGUAGAACAAGCAUCUGUUCCGCGUUUGUUGUCAUGCUGCAUGAUAUGCCCUCAGGUAAUGUGAGUCAGGAAUCCCAGCCAGUGAAUCUUUCAUCCUAUGUGUUGAUGAAGGGAACACGUUCAGUUUCUAUAAAAGAUGUGUUCAGUAAUCAAACUUAAUCUUCAACAUUCAAUUUCUAGAUGCCAACUAUGAACCUUGGUGAAAGCACAGGAAAAUAAUUGUAUACAUUAGCAGAUUGUGCAAUGUUGAUCUGUUGGCAGUACCCUGUGCAAAGAGAAUGUAUGUCAGCUGAGAAAGGGAGAUAACUCCAAACCCCAGAUUUGUGUUUUCCUCCGAUGACCCUGACCUAAAUUUGCCCCAAAUCAAUUCUGCAAACUUUUUCAAUCUCCAUUGUCAACCUGCUAUUCUUGUCUUUCAAAUCCUAUAGUCACCGUCAUGGCUGGAUUACUUGAAAAUAAGUAAUUUCCAAAUACUUAGAUGAAAACCGUAAUGUCUGAAGAAGUUUUUGAACCUGUAAUAGUUUUUAAGCUCACCUUAUUGAAAGUCAAGUGAGCUUACGUUGUGGCGUGUCGUCAGGUCAUCCGUCCUUAUCUUUUCAUGUUCAGCCUCUCUUCUGAAACUAUAAGGCCUAUAAAGCUGAAACUUUGUGUGAAUGACCCCAGCUAUAGUGUCUCUAAGCAGCAAUUAGAAAACUAAUCAUGGCAUGAACAUUCUUGUUAAGGGUUCCUGUGGUCCCUGUCAGCAUGUUCAUGAAGCGUGCAGGUGAUUGUUAAACUCCUUGUUAGGACCCCACGACAUUGUACAGAACCGUGUACCAUGCAUUGUAAAGAUCAACUCGUGAAGGAGUUUGGCGCAUAUGCAACAGCACCAGAUGACAUAUUUCUGCACGCAUCACACAAAGGCGGCUCAAACACUACAAAUACAGGCUGCAUAGAGUUCUGGUUUAUAUUAUUCUUAUGUUGGGGGCACAGGUGGCCCAGUCGUCUAAGGCACCACGAUUCGCUGUGGGCACACCAGAAACCUAUGAUUGUUGGUUCGAAUCCCGGUUCGCCCUGUUUAUGUUUCUAGGUUUGUCAGCACCAUACCUGU